CAAUCACAUCAAGCCACAAUGUAUUUCCAAACAACACUCCUUUUCACGCGACGGGCUAUGUCAACUACUUCCUCAUUUCAACUAAAAAGUUUUCGGGUGAAGAAAUUGAUUGCUACUUUGUAUCUCUGACAUUUCAGAUGAUCAGAUACUGUAGUUACUCACUCCGUUAAUAUUAUUACUUGAUAGCUAAGAGGCUACAUUGUAGCUACUACUUAAUCGCGCUGGGAGAGAUCACAAGAAAAUAAACAUGGACAAUACUGGUUUUCCUAGACAAAAAACAAUUAAGCUUGUGAUAAAAACACCUAAUCAAGCCCACGGGGAUCAAACGAUUGAAGGAGUUGACAUGGAUUGGACAGUGAAAGAGUUGAAGACACAUUUGUCGAGAAUGUACCCAAACAAGCCGGCUGAAAGUGAUCAGAGACUAAUUUACUCUGGCAAGCUGCUCCCAGACCACCUGCAUGUAAGAGAUAUUUUCAGAAAGACGGACCUAACACCCACUGUGCACCUGGUGUGUGCAGUAAGGACUCAGCCUAUAGGUCCGCUAGGAGCAAGACCAAAGGUCAGGGAAUCAGAGCAGCAAGAGGCACAAACAUCGGCCAUGCCUACCGGUCAGAACCCAGAGGGUGCCUCCCCAGCUCCAUCUGUGCCCACUGAACCAGAACUGAGACAGCGCAGUUCCCCUGCCCCCUCUCACAACCCACCAGCAGCUGCAUGGCCUGGCACUACAACGCUAGUGGCAGCAGAGAUGACAAACCCAACCUUCCCCACUUACUCCCUCUACAGCCCUCAACAGCUUCUCUGGCUGCAGCACAUGUAUGCUCGCCAGUACUACAUGCAGUACCAUGCAGCCCACGCAGCAGCAGCAGCCUCUGCCCCCUUUGCCCCAGCCGCCGGCCCAUCCCUGCCUGUCGCACCCCACCAAGCCGCUAUCCCAGCAGCCCUGCCAGCCAAUCAGAAUGCACAGGACGCUGCCUUCAUCAACCCGGGAGCAGCCAAUCAGAACCUGCGGAUGAACGCCCAGGGCGGACCUGUGAUGGAGGAUGAGGAGGAUAUCGAUCGGGAUUGGCUUGACUGGGUGUACACGGCUGCACGUCUGGGUGUCUUCCUCAGUAUCGUCUACUUCUACUCCAGCCUGAGCCGCUUUGUCCUGGUCAUGAGCAGCCUUCUCCUUAUGUACCUGCACACAGCAGGCUGGUUCCCCUUCAGGAGAAGGCCCCUGGUCAGAGGUCCAAACAACCAGGUCCCCGAGGUUAUCCAGAACCACCAGGACAGGAACCCAGUUCCACCUACGGAGGACCCUGCAGGAGAAGAGGAGGCCGGGGCGGAGGCUGAGGUUGAUGAACCACACCCCCUGACUGCAGUGCUGGUGCCUCCACACAGGGUGUCCAUCGUUUGGACUGCCUGGAUCUUUUUCAAAGCCUUCUUUGCCUCCCUCGUCCCAGAGGCCCUAGCAGUGGUUAACUGAAUUAUCAACUUUUCCAGCAGGGGGCACACUGGUGCUGAAUUUAACCUGAGUAUUAGACAUGCCUCUCUGUCACGGGAAGUCCUCCCUCUUUGGACUUCUGGAUAGUAGAUGCCUGGACAUUUUGUGAGAAAUCCUGAAUGAUUUAGGGCUUCAAUGCAUACAAAUCCCUGCCUGUAGUCUGUUGUGUGUGUUUAGGGAUAUGGUGGUUCAUUUGGCACUUCCUGCCUUAUGAUAGUGACCAAAUGGUUGUAUAUGCAGUAUAGUACAUACACUUCUCGCUGCCAAAUGCUUGUAUAUACUGUAAAUGAGUAUUGGAACUAAAAAUGUAAAUAUUAUUCUAUUGUCUGUGUAACAGGGUUGGUUAUGUUUCCACUUGACACUGCAGAAACCUGUAUUUUGUUUGUGUAUUCCUAUUGGUUGGUUAAAUUUACAUAUCAGUAAGUUGUUAUGCCAUUGGUCAUGUUUGCAGAUAGGAAGUGAUCGCAAACUUAAAUUCUUCCCAGUUUGAUAUUGACAUUCAGGUGGUAGGCCACGUUCUGAAAUUACUGUAUUCUAUUUUCAUAUUUGCAAUGUGUAGGAGUUCACUAUGUACAGUACCUGUCAAAAGGUGAGGCACACCUACUCAUUCAAGGGGUUUUUCUUAAUUUUUUAUAUUUUCUACAUUGUAGAAUAAUAGUGAAGACCUCAAAACUGUGAAAUAACACACAUGGAACCAUUUAGUGACCAAAAAAGUGUAAAACAAAUCAAAAUAUAUUUUAUAUUUGAGAUUCUUCUAGACACCCUUUACCUUGAUGAUAGCUUUGCAUGCUCUUGUGUAACGGAUGUGAAAUGGCUAGCUAGUUAGCGGGUAUGCGCUAGUAGCGUUUCAAUCAGUUACGUCACUUGCUCUGAAACCUAUUAGUAGUGUUGCCCCUUGCUCUGCAAGGGCCGUGGCUUUUGUGGAGCGAUGGGUAACGACGCUUCGUGGGUGACUGUUGUUGAUGUGUGUAGAGGGUCCCUGGUUCGCGCCCGUGACGGGGCGAGGGGACGGUUUAAAGUUAUACUGUAACAUUGAUGCUGUUGACCCGGAUCACUGGUUGCUGCGGAAAAGGAGGAGGUUGAAAGGGGGGUGAGUGUAACGGAUGUGAAAUGGCUAGCUAGUUAGCGGGUAUGCGCUAGUAGUGUUUCAAUCAGUUACGUCACUUGCUCUGAAACCUAUUAGUAGUGUUGCCCCUUGCUCUGCAAGGGCCGUGGCUUUUGUGGAGCGAUGGGUAACGACGCUUCGUGGGUGACUGUUGUUGAUGUGUGCAGAGGAUUCCUGGUUCGCGCCCGUGUCGGGGCGAGGGGACGGUUUAAAGUUAUACUGUAACACUUGGAAUUCUUUCAACCAGCUUCAUGAGGUAGUCACUGGGAAUGCAUUUCAAUUAAUUUGCCUUGUUAAUUUCUGGAAUUUCUUAUUUUAAUGCAUUUGAGCCAAGCAGUUGUGUUGUGACAAGGUAGGGUUGGUAUACAGAAGGUAGCCCUAUUUGGUAAAAGACCAAGUCCAUAUUAUGGCAAGAACAGCUCAAAUAAGCAAAGAGAAAUGACAGUCCAUCAUUACUUUAAAACAUGAAGGUCAGUCAAUCUGGAAAAUUAAGAACUUUGAAAGUUUCUUUAUUAAGUGCAGGUGCAAAAACAAGCAAGCACUAUGAUGAAACUAGCUCUCAUGAGGACCGCCACAGGAAGAGAAGACCCAGAGUUACCUCUGCUGCAGAGUAUAAGUUCAUAUAGAGUUACCUGCCUCAGAAAUCGGCAAUUAACUGCCCCUCAGAUUGCACCUCACAGAGUCCAAGUAACAGACAUCUCAACAUCAACUGUUGAGAGGAGACUGCGUGAGUCAGGCCUUCAUGGUCAAAUUGCUGCAAAGAAACCACUAAUAAAGGACACCAAUAAUAAGAGACUUGUUUGGUCCAAGAAACACGAGCAAUGGGCAUUAGACUGGUGGAAAUGUCUCUUUUGAGCUGAUGAGUCCAAAUUUGAGAUUUUUGGUUACAACUGCCGUGUCUUUGUGAGAAAGGGAGUAGGUGAACGGAUGAUCUCUGCAUGUGUGGUUCCCACCGUGAAGCAUGGAGGGGGAUGUGUGAUGUUGUGGGGGUGCUUUGCUGGUGACACUCAGUGAUUUAUUUAGAAUUCAAGGCACGCUCAACUAGCAUGGCUACCACAGCAUUCUGCAGGAAUACACCCUCCCAUCUGGUUUGCGUUUAGUGGGACUAUCAUUUGUUUUUCAAGAGGACAAUGACCCAAAACACACCUCCAGGCUGUGUAAGGGCUAUUUGACCAAGGAGGAGAGUGAUGGAGUGCUGUAUCAGAUAACCUGGCCUUCAUGAUCACCCAAGCUCAACCCAAUUGAGAUGGUUUGGGAAGAGUUGGACCGCAGAGUGCAGGAAAAGCAGCCAACAAGUGCUCAGCAUAUGUGGGAACUCCUUCAAGACUGUUGGGAAAUCAUUCAUCAUGAAUGAGAGAAGGCCAAGAGUGUGCAAAGCUGUCAAAGGCAAAGGGUGGCUACUUCGAAGAAUCUCAAAUAUAAAAUAAAUGUAGAUUUGUUUUACACUUUUUUGGUUACAUGAUUCCAUGUGUGUUAUUUCAUAGUUUUGAUGUCUUCACUAUUAUUGUAGAUAAUAGAACAUAGUAAAAAUAAAGGAAAACCCAAACUUGACUGGUACUGUAUGUGUACGCUACCUGUUAGAUAUUGGUCAUGUAAUUGCUGUAAGAGCGAGUUAGCUAGCAUGCUCUAAUUUUAACGGUCGCUUUAGCUCCCUGCUAUUUCCAAACGAGUAACGAAUCUACAGCCAUCAACAUACUGUUGUCUUACACAUCUAACGUGCUUCCUUGUUUCUAUCGUCAGGUACCGUCACAUUUAUUGUAUUUUGUACUCUUUUUGUCAUUGUAAAGAUGUUUGAUAAAAAAAAUACCCAAUCUGA
Molecule: messenger RNA, 4404 nt
Organism: Salvelinus fontinalis (brook trout)
Lineage: Eukaryota; Metazoa; Chordata; Actinopteri; Salmoniformes; Salmonidae
Product: homocysteine-responsive endoplasmic reticulum-resident ubiquitin-like domain member 1 protein
Exons: 8
Coding region: 248-1465 (405 amino acids)
Biological process (GO): negative regulation of endoplasmic reticulum stress-induced intrinsic apoptotic signaling pathway; ubiquitin-dependent protein catabolic process; endoplasmic reticulum unfolded protein response
Cellular component (GO): endoplasmic reticulum membrane
Molecular function (GO): transmembrane transporter binding
Source: RefSeq, a predicted model, not a curated record